This is a messenger RNA of Sporothrix brasiliensis 5110, 1377 nucleotides long. RefSeq lists its product as uncharacterized. Gene Ontology annotation, molecular function: 1,3-beta-glucanosyltransferase activity. The coding region runs from base 1 to 1377 and encodes 458 amino acids. The transcript has 2 exons. The record is from RefSeq and is a predicted model, not a curated record. Gene Ontology annotation, cellular component: cytoplasm; fungal-type cell wall. NCBI's taxonomy places the organism in Eukaryota, Fungi, Ascomycota, Sordariomycetes, Ophiostomatales, Ophiostomataceae. Gene Ontology annotation, biological process: fungal-type cell wall (1->3)-beta-D-glucan biosynthetic process.
AUGAGAUUCACAACGGCGUCCGGCGCGCUUCUGGCCGCCGCUGCCACGGCCAAUGCCGCCUCUUCCACGCUGGCGCCCGUCUCCGUCGUCGGCAACAAGUUCUUUAACGAGGACGGCUCCCAGUUCUUUAUGAAAGGCAUCGCCUACCAGCUCUCUCAGGACGACCCUCUCGUCGAUGGCGACCAAUGCGCCCGCGACGUGCAACUGAUGAAGACACUUGGCACCAACACCAUCCGAGUCUACCACGUCGAUCCGACCGCCAACCAUGACAGCUGCAUGAGCGCCUUUGCUUCAGCUGGCAUCUACACCUUGAUCGACCUCGAUACCUUCAACACCUACAUAAUGGAUCCGACCAUGGCGGCCCCGUCCUGGAACGGGACACAGUUCGGCCAGUUUGCCGCCGUCAUGGAUACCUUUUCCUCCUACACGAAUGUUCUCGGCUUCUUUGUCGGCAACGAAGUCAUCGCCCUCACGAACCAGUCCAUUGCCGCGCCGUACGUCAAGGCCGCCGCUCACGAUAUGAAGGCCUACCGGGACUCCAAGGGCUACCGCAAAAUUCCCAUUGGCUACUCGGCUGCCGACAUUGCUGAGCUGCGGCCCAUGCUCCAGGACUACCUCACCUGCGGCGGCAACGAGGCGGACAACAUUGACUUCUUCUCCCUCAACUCUUACGAGUGGUGCGACCCUUCGACCUUCACCACAUCGGGCUACGCCAACCUCGAGAAGCAAGCCCUCAAUUUCCCGGUGCCCCUGUUCUUUUCCGAGACCGGGUGCAACGUCCCUGGCCCCCGCCUCUUUGAGGACCAGGCGUCCAUUCUCGGCCCGGACAUGGACAGCAACUGGUGCGGCGCCAUUGUCUACGAGUGGAUCCAGGAGGCCAACAACUACGGCCUCAUUUCCUACGGCGACGGCUCUGCCUCUGACGACGCGCCGCGCAGCGGCACCCCCAAGCCCAUAACCCCCGAUUUUGCCAACCUCAAGAGCCAGUGGGCCACCCUCCACCCCACUGGCGUCAAGAGUGCCGAUUACAACCCCAGCUCGGUGUCCACGCGUGACUGCCCGGCCUCGACUGCUGGUGGCUGGGAGAUUGAUGGCAAUGUGCCCAUCCCCACCCUCGAUAGCUCCGUCAUUGCUGCCGGCAGCAAGGCCAGCGGCGGCGGCGCCAGCUACACCCUCGCCACGGCCACUGCCAGCGGUGGCGCUGCUGACAAGACGUCCACCGGUUCCAGCUCCAGCACCUCGUCUGGCGCUACUAGCUCCGCCAAGAGCUCGGCUUCGUCGCUCUCGCCUAAGAGCCUGAGCGUUUUCAACCGCGAGUUCACGGUUGCUGGUGCCGCCCUGGUCGGUGUCAUGAUGGUCUUUACAUUGUGGCUGUAA